UCCUCUCCUGCUGACCGGCGGAGACGCAGCCUGGCUCUAAGGGGCGCCCUGCAGGGAAAGGAAAGCAAGGGAAGGGAAGGGAAGCCCAGCAGGAGGAGGAGGAGAGCGAAGAGGCGGCUUCGGUGGCGGCCAUGGCAGGGGCCGGGGGUUAGCGGCGCCUCCGUCCGCCCUCCCUCUCUCUCUCCGAAGGGAAGAAGCAGCAUCAGCGCCCGGAGCGCAGGAUGAGCUCCCCCGCGGCGGCGCCUCCGCCUGCUCCUCCUCCUCCUCCGGGGCCCGGCUCCGGCUCGGCCUCUUGCCGCUUCGCCCACUACUUCGUCCUCUGCGGGAUCGACGCCGACAGCGGGCUGGAGCCGGACGAGUUGGCCGUCUUAUACCAGUGGUUAGAAGCUGAUCGCCUUGGCAAGAGCUCAGAUACUGCAAACAGAACAACAGGAGAAAACUUUGACCAGAGCCCCUUAAGAAGAACUUUCAAGUCAAAAGUCUUGGCCCAUUAUCCCCAGAACAUUGAAUGGAAUCCCUUUGAUCAAGAUGCAGUCAAUAUGCUGUGUAUGCCCAAAGGGCUUUCCUUCAGGACUCAGACUGAUAAUAGAGACCCCCAGUUCCACUCAUUCAUUAUUACCCGGGAAGAUGGCUCCCGCACGUACGGGUUUGUGCUCACCUUUUUCGAGGAGGUCACAAGCAAGCAAAUUUGCACAGCCAUGCAGACUCUGUAUCAAAUGCACAAUGCUGAGCAAUGCAACAGUGUCUGCGCCUCGUCUUCGUGUAGCAUGGACUCCCUGGCCAGCAGUCUGGACGAAGGGGAUGCCACGUCGCUGGCCAAGAUGCAACGCUACAACUCCUAUGACAUCAACAGGGAUACGCUCUAUGUCUCCAAAUGUGUUUGCCUCAUUACUCCCUUGCCUUUCAUGCAAGCCUGCAAGAAAUUCCUCAUCCAGCUUUAUAAGGCCGUCACAUGUCAGCAACCCCCGCCUUUACCCCUGGAGAGCUACAUCCACAACAUCCUCUACGAAGUGCCCCUUCCGCCCCCAGGAAGGUCGCUGAAAUUCUACGGGGUGUACGAGCCCAUCAUUUGCCAGAGGCCUGGGCCCAAUGAGCUCCCACUCUUUGACUACGCUCUCCGGGAGACCUUCGAACUGCUGGGCUUGGAGAACCUCAUCCAGGUGUUUACAUGUGUCCUCCUAGAAAUGCAGAUCCUUCUUUAUUCUCAAGACUACCAGCGCCUGAUGACGGUCGCAGAGGGGAUCACCACGCUGCUCUUCCCAUUUCAGUGGCAACACGUAUAUGUCCCUAUCCUCCCCGCCUCUCUCCUGCAUUUCCUUGAUGCUCCUGUACCUUACUUGAUGGGCCUGCAGUCCAAGGAAGGAACAGACCGUUCCAAACUGGAACUUCCCCAAGAGGCCAACCUCUGUUUUGUGGAUAUCGAUAACCACUUUAUCGAGUUGCCAGAGGAACUUCCUCAGUUUCCUAACAAGUUGAAUUUCAUCCAAGAAAUCUCGGAGGUUCUCCUUCAGUAUGAAAUUCCCCUCGAGGGCAACUUCCCUUGUAGCGAGAGUGCUACCAAGUUGAAGAACCUCGUUCUGAACGACUUGGCCAAUGACAAAAAGAACGGAAACAUCCCCAGCAACACCAUCAACAUGUACGAGCUCCUGAAAGGCAACGAAACCAUUGCCCGCCUCCAGGCGCUGGCCAAAAGGACAGGGGUUGCAAUGGAUAAGAUGAGCAUUACCGCUCCUCUGGUAGAAAAAGAGAGAGACGUUAAGCUCCAGUGUGAAGAUGGGGAGCUGAGGGACUACAAACUGAACGUGCAGCUUCGGGAGGUCUUUGCCAACCGCUUCACACAGAUGUUUGCCGAUUAUGAAGCUUUCGUCAUUCAAGCUGCACAGGAUAGAGAAUCAUGGCUGACAAAUAGGGAACAGAUGCAAAAUUUUGACAAGGCUUCAUUUCUGUCUGAUCAGCCUGAACCUUACCUUCCAUUCCUCUCACAUUUCAUUGAAACCCAAAUGUUUGCAACAUUCAUCGACAAUAAAAUUAUGUCCCAGUGGGAAGAAAAAGAUCCUUUUCUCAGAGUGUUUGACUCAAGGAUAGAGAAGAUCAGAAUGUAUAAUGUCAGGGCGCCUGCAUUAAGAACAUCGACAUAUCAGAAGUGCAGCACCUUGAAAGAAGCAGCUCAAGCUAUUGAACACCGUCUGUCAAAGAUAGAUCACACUGCAAUUCAUCCGCACCUGCUUGAUAUGAAGAUAGGUCAAGGCAAAUAUGAGCAAGGUUUCUUCCCCAAGCUUCAAUCAGAUGUGUUGGCAGCUGGACCUACCAAUAACAAUCGGUGGGUGAGUCGCAGCGCUACAGCACAGCGCCGGAAAGAUCGCAUCCGACAACAUUCAGAGCACAUUGGUUUGGACAACGAUUUAAGAGAGCCAUCGGAGGAGUUCUUGAUUCGUCAGAACUCAAUGGCUUUCUGGGAGUGGGACCAGGGCCCGCCCCCUCCUGCACGGCCACCUAAAAAAUCAUUCUCUGAAUGUUGCCUGAAGUACAUGCAAGAAGCAAGGACUUUGGGGAAAAAUCUGAGGCAGCCCAAACUCUCUGAUCUUUCUCCCGCUGUAAUUGCUCAGACAAACUGGAAAUUUGUGGAGGGUUUACUCAAAGAAUGUCGAAUGAAGACGAAACGUAUGCUGGUAGAGAAGAUGGGCCAUGAAGCAGUGGAACUGGGACAUGGUGAAGCCAAUAUAACAGGACUGGAAGAAAAUACACUCAUUGCUAGCCUUUGUGACCUGCUGGAAAGAAUUUGGAGCCAUGGCCUACAAGUCAAACAGGGAAAAUCUGCACUGUGGUCCCAUUUAAUUCAGUACCAGGAAAGAGAAGAGAAACAAGAGCAACUGGCAGAAUCCCCAGUUGCUUCUGGACCAGAAAGAAGGAAGUCUGACACUGGGCUGAUGUUACCUAUUCUGAGAGUCUCAGUCAUCAGCGAUAUGAGGCACAUCCAGAACAUGAGUGAGAUAAAGACUGAUGUGGGUCGGGCUCGAGCCUGGAUAAGGCUAUCCCUUGAAAAGAAACUACUGUCCCAACAUCUCAAGCAGCUUCUUUCCAAUCAAGCCUUGGCAAAGAAACUGUACAAACGUUAUGCCUUCCUGCGGUGUGAGGAAGAGCGGGAGCAGUUCCUCUAUCACCUGCUCUCCCUCAAUGCUGUGAAUUACUUCUGCUUCACAAGUGUCUUCACCACCAUCAUGAUUCCAUAUAGGACAGUGAUCAUCCCCAUCAAAAAGCUCAGCAAUGCAAUCACCACAUCAAAUCCAUGGAUUUGUGUUUCGGGAGAACUGGGAGAUACUGGAAUAAUGCAGAUUCCAAAAAACCUUCUAGAAAUGACAUUUGAGUGUCAGAACUUGGGAAAGCUGACCACUGUUCAGCUAGGUCAUGACAACUCUGGACUGUUAGCCAAAUGGCUGGUGGAUUGCGUCAUGGUCAGGAACGAAAUCACAGGCCACACCUAUAAGUUUCCAUGUGGAAGGUGGCUGGGGAAAGGUGUUGAUGAUGGAAGCCUGGAGAGGAUUCUUAUUGGAGAGCUGAUUGCAACAUCAUCAGAUGAUGACCUUGGGAAGCAGUGCCGAACCCCUCCGCAGCAAAAAUCCCCAACCUCAGUUCGGAGACUGAGCAUCACUUCCCUCACCGGGAAAAACACAAAACCCAACGCUGGACAGAUCCAAGAAGGAAUUGGGGAAGCCGUGAACAAUAUAGUGAAGCAUUUCCAUAAACCUGAGAAAGAGAGAGGAAGCUUCACCGUUCUCUUGUGUGGAGAAAAUGGCUUGGUUGUAGCACUGGAGCAGGUCUUCCACCAUGGUUUCAAGUCGGCUCGCAUUUUCCAUAAGAACGUUUUCAUCUGGGACUUCAUAGAAAAGGCUGUUGCAUAUUUUGAGACUACUGAUCAGAUUGGGGACAGCGAAGAAGACGUACUCCUCCAAAAGUCCUCCUGCAAAACAUUCUGCCAUUACGUAAAUGCCAUCAAUACUGCUCCAAGGAACAUAGGAAAAGAUGGCAAAUUUCAAAUUCUAGUUUGCCUUGGAACCCGAGAUCACUUGCUCCCGCAGUGGAUUCCUUUGUUGGCAGAAUGUCCAGCCAUCACCCGUAUGUAUGAAGAAAAUGCUCUGCUGCGCGACCGCAUGGCGGUGAACUCCCUCAUCCGAGUCCUGCAGACUCUGCAGGAUUUCAACGUUAUCCUGGAAGGAUCGCUCAUAAAAGGAGUGGAUGUGUAGCAGAUCGCCCUUCAGCUCCCUGUUUCUCCUCCCAAGCAACUGACAUGUGAUCCAAUUUGGGAGAGGACAGAUUUCUUGAAACGCAGAUGCUGCUGGUAGUGCUCCACUGUUAUGUUUAAAAUCAGCUUGUUGAUAGGUGUGGGGCCACCCACGCUCAUGUAGUCUCCUCACUGUUCUGCCCUGAAGCUGCAAACAAGCUAAGCUGCAGUAUUGUAGUUUUCAACUCAGAAAUGUAGUAUAAAAAUAGAGUAUUUUCAUGUGUUCAAUGUGUGUAAAUAGAAGCUCUCUUCCUUCAAAAAAAUAUUACCAACAAGAAACUUUUCUUAGAAUCAGUGUUCUCGGGUUCAGGGGGAAAUAGCUUGAAAUAACUUUAUAGGUUUGGGGAGGGGAAGGGAUCAUUUCUUGCGCAUACCAUGGGGAAAAGCCACUUUUGUGUGUAAAUAUACUGUACAAAGGUUAGCAGAGGGGCUUUUUCAUGUUUUGCAAAGGAACACAUGAAGACUCUCUGGGUAGCUGUGCUCUUCUUGUGGAAUGUAUACCGUUUGCUCUGUGCCCUAUCCAUGUUGGUCUCUUGUUAUAUCCUUUAGGUCUGAACCCUUUCUUUGUUUCUGGUGUGCAUCAAAUAAGCUGUGAGUGAUAGGUUUCUGAAUCCUCUCUUUGACUUUGUUGGUCAGUACAAAUGGUGCAAAGAAAUGAUUUCACACUGAAAUUGCAAAACCCU
Molecule: messenger RNA, 4962 nt
Organism: Anolis sagrei ordinatus
Lineage: Eukaryota; Metazoa; Chordata; Lepidosauria; Squamata; Anolidae
Gene: DENND5B
Product: DENN domain containing 5B
Molecular function (GO): small GTPase binding; guanyl-nucleotide exchange factor activity
Source: RefSeq, a predicted model, not a curated record